Molecule: messenger RNA, 978 nt
Organism: Quercus robur (English oak)
Lineage: Eukaryota; Viridiplantae; Streptophyta; Magnoliopsida; Fagales; Fagaceae
Product: probable (S)-N-methylcoclaurine 3'-hydroxylase isozyme 2
Exons: 2
Coding region: 1-978 (325 amino acids)
Molecular function (GO): iron ion binding; heme binding; oxidoreductase activity, acting on paired donors, with incorporation or reduction of molecular oxygen
Source: RefSeq, a predicted model, not a curated record
AUGUCUCUAAGGCUUGGCACCCAAAUUAGCAUCAUUGCAUCAUCGCCUGAAGCAGCAAGAGAAGUUCUUAAGACCUAUGACAGAGAAUUGUCAGGCAGGUUCAUAGCAAACGCUAUUCCACUCAUAAACCCAAAACUCAACAACUUCUCACUUGCAGCAGCCCCUGAGUGCAACGAUUAUUGGAGGUCCCUAAGGGCUAUUUGUAAAGCUGACCUUUUUUCAGCCAAAGUAUUGGAAUCACAAAAUCAUAUAAGAGAGAUGAAGGUUAGGGAGUUGGUAGAUUUCUUGGGUUCAAAGGAAGGUGAGGUAGUGAAUCUUGGAGAGGCGAUCUAUGUUACUUAUACUAAUAUCUUGACUAAUGCAAUAUUUUCAGUGGACUUCAUGGACUUUGAGGGUAAAGGUAUUGGUCAAGAGUUAAGGGAACUUAUAGUUGAGGUAGUAGAGUUGGGAAUGAUCCCAGAUUUAUCGCUUAUUGCUGGCACUGAUUCUAGUAGCAUGGUAACUGAAUGGGCAAUGGCAGAAUUGAUGAGAAACCAAGAUGUCCUGCAUAAACUUCGUGAAGAAAUUGAAAGUGAAAUUGGCACAAAUAUUGUGAAAGAAUCCCAUUUGAGUCACCUUCCUUACCUAGAAGCUUGUGUCAAAGAGACAUUGAGAUUAUACCCCCCAGGACCACUACUCAUUCUUCAUCGUGCCUUACAAACAUGCGAAGUAAUGGGCUAUACAAUUCCUAAAGACUCCUUUAUUUCAGUUAACAUUUGGGCAAUAGGUCGAGAUCCUACGGUUUUCAAUGAUCCAUUGAGCUUCAAACCCGAGCGGUUUCUUGAUUCAUCUUUGGAUUUUAAGGGAACUAAUUUUGACUAUACACCUUUUGGAGCAGGAAGGAGAGGUUGCCCUGGACAACCUUUGGCUACUGGCAAGUCCCACUUAUUUUGGCAUCAUUGGUCCACUCAUUUGACUGGUUUCUUCCAGGCAGUAUGA